Mandrillus leucophaeus (drill) is the source of this 1104-nucleotide messenger RNA. It is a transcript of the gene SMIM10L1, whose product is annotated as small integral membrane protein 10 like 1. Bases 171 to 377 code for a protein of 68 amino acids. The transcript has a single exon. NCBI's taxonomy places the organism in Eukaryota, Metazoa, Chordata, Mammalia, Primates, Cercopithecidae. The record is from RefSeq and is a predicted model, not a curated record.
CGCCAGGGGCGACGCGCCGCACCGGACCCAGCAGCGGCAGCGGCAAGCUUGGAUGUGAGCCUGGGGGCCGCUUUGCCCACCGUCCCGCUGGUCCCAGCCGUCGCUAGGGGGUCCGCGGGCCCUGCGGCAACCCUCGGUACAGACGCUGGGCGGGCGGCGACACCUGGCCCAUGGCGCCCCCGGCGGCUCAGUCUUCCUUGGCCGUCAGGGCCUCAAGCCCCGCCGCGGCCCCCACCUCGUACGGCGUCUUCUGCAAGGGGCUCUCCCGCACCCUGCUCGCCUUCUUCGAGCUGGCCUGGCAGCUGCGCAUGAACUUCCCGUACUUCUACGUCGCGGGCUCGGUGAUCCUCAACAUCCGAUUGCAGGUACACAUUUAGAGUCGUGACUAAGCUAACGGCCUCAGGGGCUAGCAUAAUGGCCUACUCCCAGGGUCCCUUGCGGCGCGGCGGAGCAGCGAAUGGCGAGCCCCACAGUCUCGCGUUAGUGCUCAGCCGCUGUUCGCGGCCUCUUUCUUCGCUACAAGCAGAGCUCCUCUGGGGGCCGCCGAGAGCCUACAGUUCCUAGAAAGAAAAGACGCGAUUCCGGAAACAGAACUGCCGUUAAGACCCUCGAAAAGAUCUAAGAAAGUGUGCAUCCUAAAACACCUGACGAAUUUCAGGACGUGACAAAGCGCAGAGGUUGCAUUAUUUCAAAACAAAACAGAAGGCUAAAAUUUUCAGGAAAAAGCAAAUCAGUAAACCGUGAGUACUGGACUGGAUUGUAAGCAAGAUUUGAAUGAGUAAGAGCUGAAGGUAUUAAGAUUGUGAUAUAGAAGGUACAUACUUCUUCAUUCCACAAGAGAAAAUAAUAAUCAGAAACUUUCAGUGAAAAAAAGCAAAACUGUACAGGAAAAGCAUCCUCCAAGUACCAGACAAAAUGCUGCAAGCUUUUGAACUAAUGGCGAGAGUGUGAGAAAAUGGGCUCUAUUGCAAUGCUCCUGUGGCAGGACGUCGUGGAUCGAGGCUUGGAACCGCAGAAAAGGAAAUCCCAUAGUAGCACAAAGCUUGGCUGUUCAGUGAAUAACAUUUAAAUAAUCGUAAAAUACAAAUGUUGUUAUGGUUUUUA